AUGGCUCAGAUUACCGCGGCACUCGUGAAGGAGCUGCGCGAAUCCUCCGGCGCGGGGAUGAUGGACUGCAAGAAGGCGCUGACCGAAACGGACGGCGAUCUGGAGGCUGCGGUCGAUUGGCUGCGCAAGAAGGGGCUGGCCGCAGCCGCCAAGAAGGCGGGCCGCGUGGCGGCGGAAGGUCUGGUCGGCGUCGCCUCAGAGGGCACCUCGGGCGCGGUCGUGGAGGUGAAUUCCGAGACCGACUUCGUCGCCCGCAACGAGACCUUUCAGGACUUCGUGCGCAACUGCGCGCAGAUCGCCCUGGGCGUCGGCGGCGACCUGGAGCAGGUGAAGGCGGCAAGCUAUCCCGCCACGGGCAAUGCCGUGUCGGACGAACUGACCAACAUGAUCGCCAAGAUCGGCGAGAAUAUGAGCCUGCGCCGCAGUGCCGGCAUUUCCGUCGGCAAGGGCGUUGUCUGCUCCUACAUCCACAACCAGACGGUGCCGGGCCUCGGAAAGAUCGGCGUUCUUGUCGGCCUGGAGUCCGAAGGCGACACGAGCAAGCUGGAAGCCCUCGGGCGUCAGCUCGCCAUGCAUGUCGCCGCCGCCCAGCCUCUGGCCGUGGACCGCGACGGGGUCGAUGCCUCCGCCCUGGAGCGCGAGCGCAGCGUGCUGAGCGAGCAGGCGCGUGCGAGCGGCAAACCCGAAGAGAUCAUCGAGAAGAUGGUCGAGGGCCGUCUGCGGAAGUUCUACGAAGAAGUCUGCCUGCUGGAGCAGGUCUUCGUCAUCGACGGUGAGAACAAGGUCUCCAAGGUGCUCGAAUCGGCGGCAAAGGACGCGGGCGCCCCGGUGAAGAUCGCUGGAUUCCAUCGCUUCCAGCUGGGCGAGGGCGUCGAGCGCGAAGAGGCCGAUUUUGCUGCCGAGGUUGCGGCCACCCUCGGUGGCCCCAGGGGGGGCGCCCGGGGCGGUCCAGGGGUGGUCCUGGGGUGGUCCGGGGCCGGCGUGCGUCCGGGUUCUACGGGCGCCCCGCAAUUGUCCGCGGCUUCACAGAGGCUCAUGUCCGAGACGCAAACCCAGCUGCACCCCGCGCCGCGCUAUAAGCGCGUGCUUCUGAAAAUCUCCGGCGAGGCCCUGAUGGGCGAUCGCGAGUACGGUCUCGACCGGGACAUGGUGGCGCAGAUCGCCCGCGACGUCGGCGAGGUCAGGGCGCGGGGCGUGGAUGUCUGCCUGGUUGUCGGCGGCGGCAAUAUCUUCCGCGGCGUCUCUGUCGCGGCCGCCGGGAUGGAGCGAGCCUCAGCCGACUAUAUGGGGAUGCUGGCGACGGUCAUUAACGCCCUGGCGCUGCAGAACGCGCUGGAGCAGAUCGGUGUCGAUACCCGGGUGCAGUCGGCGAUUCCCAUGGACACCAUCGCAGAGCCUUACAUCCGCCGCCGCGCCGAGCGCCAUAUGGAAAAGGGCCGGGUGGUCAUCUUUGCCGCCGGCACCGGCAAUCCCUAUUUCACGACCGACACCGCCGCGGCGCUGAGGGCCUCGGAGAUGGGCUGUGACGUCCUGCUGAAAGGGACGAAGGUCGACGGCGUCUACGACGCCGACCCGGAAAAGUCGCCGGAGGCCACGCGCUACGAGCGCCUGGACUACAUGACGGUGCUGACCGACGACCUGGGGGUGAUGGACCAUGCGGCCAUCUCCCUGGCGCGCGAAAACAAGAUCCCGAUCCUGGUCUUUUCAAUCUAUCGGCCGGGGGCCUUCGCCGAGGUGCUGGAGGGCAACGGGCGCUACACACUGGUGAAAAACGAGGAAUUCGCCGGGCUCCGGACCGGCCGGGCAUCCGCCGGCCUGCUGGAGCCGAUCACCGUGGAGGCCUACGGCUCGGCGACGCCGAUGAACCAGGUCGGCAGCAUCUCGGUGCCGGAGCCGCGCAUGGUCACUGUGCAGGUCUGGGACCGCAGUCUUGUCGGCGCAGUGGAAAAGGCGAUCCGCGAUUCGGGCCUCGGCCUCAACCCGGCGACGGACGGCCAGCUUGUGCGGGUUCCCAUUCCGCCCCUUUCGGAGGAGCGGCGCGUCGAGAUGACCAAGAUCGCGGGAAAGUAUGCCGAGCAGGCCCGGGUGGCGGUNNNNCGCAACGUCCGCCGCGACGGCAUGGAAAUGCUCAAGAAGAUGGAAAAGGACUCCGAAAUCUCCAAGGACGAGCACCAUCACUGGUCGGACGAGAUACAGAGCCUGACGGACAGCCACAUAAAAAAGGUCGAUGACACCCUCGCGCAGAAGGAAGAGGAGAUACUCCAGGGCGCCGAGGCCGUGCGCCGCUGUAUCGCCGGCGCGGUGGAGAUGGGCAUCCCCUAUCUGACACUCUACGGAUUCUCGUCGGAGAACUGGCGCCGGCCGAUGACAGAGGUCGAAGACCUCAUGGGCCUGCUGCGCCGCUACCUGCAGAGCGAGUUGGCGGAGCUUCAUGAACAGGGCAUCCGCCUGCGCGUCAUCGGGGAGCGGGACCGUCUGCCGGGCGACAUCGCCCGCCUGAUCGACGAUGCCGAAGUACGCACCUGCGACAACGCGCGCCUGAACCUGAUCAUCGCCCUCAGCUACGGCAGCCGCCAGGAAAUCGCCGCCACCGCGCGCCGCCUGGCUGAGGAGGCGGCCGCAGGACGUCUUGAUCCGUCGCUGAUCGAUGAGGAGCUCUUUACCGAGGGUCUGCUGACGGCAGGGAUUCCGGAUCCGGACCUGCUUAUCCGAACCUCGGGCGAGCAACGGCUCAGCAACUUUCUGCUUUGGCAGGCGGCCUACAGCGAACUGGUCUUUGUCGACAAGCUCUGGCCGGAUUUCGAAGAGGCCGAUCUGAUGGCCGCCGUCGAGGCCGCGGGCUUGCUCAAAGUCCGCAUUCUCUCCGCGAUCGUGCUCGCCCCGCUGGUGCUGGCGGGCAUCUAUGUCGGCGGCAUCUGGCUGGACGCGCUGAUGCUGCUGGCGGCGGGCCUGAUGGGCUGGGAGUGGGCGCGGCUCUGCAGCGGCGCCAGGCUUGUGCCUGGGGGUUAUCUCGUGAUUGUCGUUCUGGUCGCACUGCCGCUGUUCUUCGCGGUCGGCCUGUCGCAGCACGCCUUGCUGGAGCUUCUGGCCGGAACGCUGGCCGUGCUCGUGGUGAGCCUGGUUCUGCAUCGCCAUCAGGCUCUCUGGCAUCAGGCUCUCUGGCUGGCCGGCGGAACCUUCUACAUCGGGCUUGCCGUGCUUUCCUUUCUCUGGCUGCGGCACCUCCCGGAACAGGGGCGUGAUCUGGUUUUCUGGGUCCUGGCCGUCGUUUGGGCGGUCGACAUCGGCGCUUACUUCGCCGGGCGUGGAAUCGGCGGGCCGAAGCUUGCGCCCCGGAUCAGCCCGAACAAGACCUGGGCAGGGCUGAUCGGCGGCAGCCUCGCGGCCGGCCUGGUCAGCGCGCUGGCGGCCCUGUGGCUGGACAAACAGGCCGGCACGCUGUUUUUCGUCGGCUGCGCCCUGGCCGUCGUGGCCCAGGGCGGUGACCUUUUGGAGUCUUUCUGCAAGCGCCACUUCGGCGUGAAGGAUUCCAGUCACCUGAUUCCCGGUCAUGGUGGUAUCCUUGACCGCGUCGACGGCCUGCUGGCGGUCCUGCCCGUCGUCUUCGUGUUCGUUUGGGCCCUGGAGACCGCGGUCCAAUCAAAGCGCCUCACGAUUCUGGGCUCGACGGGGUCUAUCGGCUGCAGCACGCUUGACCUUGUGGAGCGCAAUCCCGAGGCCUUCGAGGUCGAGGCUCUGACGGCAAACCGCUCGGUCUCCCGUCUGGCGCUUCAGGCCAAGCGUGUCGGCGCCCGCCUCGCCGUGGUCGCCGACGAAAGUUGCUAUUCCGAUCUGAAAGAGGCGCUGAGCGGCAGCGGCGUUGAGGCAGCAGCCGGCGCCGCGGCGGUGGCCGAGGCGGCGGCGAGACCCUGCGACUGGGUCAUGGCGGCCAUUGUCGGCGCGGCCGGGCUGGCGCCGACCCUGGCGGCGGUUCGCGAGGGCCGGGUGAUCGGGCUGGCCAACAAGGAAACGCUGGUCUGCGCAGGGGGGCUGAUGACGGGCGAGGUGGCGCGCUGCGAUGCGCAGCUCCUGCCGGUGGAUUCCGAGCACAACGCGAUCUUUCAGGUUCUGGAUCUGGAGAACCGCGAGACCGUCGACCGUCUCAUCCUGACCGCUUCCGGCGGGCCGUUUCGUUCCUGGUCGCGGGAGGAUAUGGCCGCUGUUACGCCACAGCAGGCGGUGGCGCAUCCGAACUGGGACAUGGGCGCCAAGAUCUCGGUCGAUUCAGCGACCAUGAUGAACAAGGGCCUGGAACUCAUCGAGGCCCAUUACCUCUUCGACAUGCCGGCGGACCGCAUCGACAUCCUGGUUCAUCCGCAGUCGGUGAUCCAUUCCAUGGUCUCCUAUGUAGACGGCUCGGUCCUGGCCCAGCUCGGUCAGCCCGAUAUGCGCACCCCGAUCGCCUAUGCUCUGGCUUGGCCGGAACGGAUGGCGACACCGGUGGACCGUCUGGACCUGGCGGCCAUCGCGCGCCUGGAUUUCGAGGCGCCCGACGCCGAACGGUUUCCCGCCCUGGCGCUCGCCCGUUCGGUCCUCAAGGCCGGCGGCACGGCCCCGACCACGCUCAACGCCGCCAACGAGGUGGCGGUCGCGGCCUUUCUGGCGGGGCAGAUCGGCUUCGUCGAGAUCGCCGCAGUGGUCGAGGAGACCCUGGCACGGCACCCCAGCGGCCCUCUGACGUCUUUGGAGGAGGUCGAGGCUGCCGACGCCCUGGCGCGGUCCACCGCCGGAAGGCGGCUUGAAGAACGAGGGCAGCUGGCACAGCGGAGCGGAGUUAUGGAUUUUUCUGGCGGCCUUUACGGCUUCGGCAUUCCUUUCCUGGUCAUCCUCACUGCGCUGGUCUUCGUCCACGAGCUGGGGCACUACCUUGUCGCCCGCUGGAACGGUGUGCGGGUCGAGAUCUUUUCCAUCGGGUUUGGGCCGGAACUCUUCGGCUGGACGGACAAGGCCGGAACGCGAUGGAAGUUCAGCAUCAUCCCGCUUGGCGGCUAUGUGAAGAUGUUCGGCGACGCCAAUGCGGCCAGCAUGCCCGACGGCAGCGUUUCGGAGCUGAGCGCGGCCGAGAGGGCCGUUGCCUUUCCGCAUAAACGCCUGGGACAGCGGGCCUGGAUUGUCGCGGCCGGGCCGAUUGCGAACUUCCUCUUUGCCAUUGUGCUGCUCGCUGGCCUUUUCAGCGUCAUCGGCCAGCCCUUCACGCCGGCCGUGGUCGGCGAGGUGAUGCCGGACUCUGCCGCCGAGGCCGCCGGUUUCGAGCCCGGAGACGAAGUGAUUUCGGUCAAUGGCCAGUCGGUUGCCCGAUUCGAAGAGCUGCAGCGCAUCGUCGGCCUGAGGCCGGAAGAACGGCUCGAGGUGGUCGUGCUCCGCGACGGCCAGGAAGUCGACCUUGUCGCCAUCCCGGCGCGCGUGGUCCGGGAAAACGGCCUGGGCGAAGAACAGGAGGUCGGCCAGCUGGGCAUUCAGCGCAGCAGCAGCGACUUCAUUCGCCACGACCCGGCAACUGCGGUCUGGCAGGCCACGCGAGAAACCGUCUCGAUCAUCAACCAGACCUUUACGGCCCUCGGUCAGAUCAUCCGGGGCGACCGGGGCGCCGAUGAACUGGGCGGACCGAUCCGCAUCGCGCAGAUGUCCGGUCAGGUUGCCGAGCACGGGAUUCCGCAGGCGAUUUUCUUCGCUGCCGUCCUUUCGAUUAACUUGGGAUUGAUUAACCUGUUCCCGGUACCCAUGCUCGAUGGCGGCCAUCUUCUGUUCUACGCCAUCGAGGCUCUGCGGGGCCGCCCCCUGGGCGAAAGGGCCCAAGAAUACGGUUUCAGGAUCGGACUGGCUCUGGUAUUGACGUUGAUGGUUUUCGUGACGUGGAACGACCUGCUCCGCUUCGAAGGCUUGGUGAGUUUCGUUAAGGGCCUGGCACAGUCAUUGCUCUCCGGGGGCCGAAUCGAUGCGAUCCGCGUCGAGGGCACACAGCGCAUCGAGGCCGCGACCGUGCGCUCCUACAUGCGGGUCAAUCCCGGCGAUCCUUUCGAUCCGGUUCGCCUUGACCGCUCCCUCAAGAACCUGUUCUCCACCGGCCUUUUCGCCGACGUCAGCCUGCGUCGGGAAGGCAACGUACUGGUCGUGGUCGUUGCGGAGAACCCCAUCGUCAAUCGUAUUGCCUUCGAGGGCAACCGCCGCAUCGACGAUGAGACUCUGCAGCAGGAAAUCGAGUUGCGUCCACGCGUCGUCUUCACGCGCACCAAGGUUCAGAGCGAUGCCGACCGCAUCCUGGAAAUCUACCGCCGCUCCGGACGGUUUGCCACCACGGUCGAACCCAAGGUCAUCCAGCUCGAGCAGAACCGGGUCGACCUGGCGUUUGAGAUUUCCGAAGGGCCGCUCACGAGCAUUCGCUCCAUCAAUUUCAUCGGCAAUCGCGAGUUUUCGGAUUCCACUCUGCGCGACGAGGUGACCACCUCUGAGGCGUCGUUCUGGAACUUCUUUACCAACACCGAUACCUACGACCCUGACCGCCUGACCUUCGAUCGGGAGCUCCUGCGGCGCUUCUAUCUGAACGAAGGCUAUGCCGAUUUUCGGGUGGUCUCGGUGGUUGCCGAACUGACCCCUGACAAUCAGGACUUCAUCGUCACCUUCACGAUCGAGGAGGGGCCGCGCUACCGCUUCGGCGCGAUCGGGAUCGAAACGACCCUGCGCAACCUGGACCCGGAAUCGCUGCGGGGUGAACUCACCACCUACGAGGGCGACUGGUACGACGCCAGCGAGGUCGACAAGACCAUCGAAGCCCUCACCGAGGCGGUGGGGGAUCUCGGCUUUGCUUUCGUCGAUAUUCGCCCCCGUGUGCAGCGCGACCGCGAGAACCUCACUAUCGACCUGGUGUUCGACAUUCAGGAGGGACCCAAGGUCUUCGUCGAACGCAUCGACAUCGAGGGCAACGUCCGUACGCUUGAUCGCGUCAUCCGCAGGGAGUUCAGGCUGGUGGAAGGCGAUGCCUUCAACAGUUCCAAGCUGCGCCGUUCGCGCCAGCGCGUCCAGAACCUCGGCUUCUUCAAGACGGUCACCGUCGAGAACGAACCGGGCAGCGCGCCGGACCGCACCGUCGUCAGGGUGGAGGUCGAGGAACAGUCCACCGGCGACCUGACCUUCGGUGCCGGUUUCUCCUCGGCCGACGGGCCUAUCGGCAACAUCGGCAUCCGCGAGCGCAACCUUCUUGGCCGCGGGCAGGAUCUGCGGCUGAGCUUUACCCUUGCGGGCGAAGCUUCGGAGGUCGACUUGAGUUUCACCGAGCCCUACUUCCUCGACCGCAAUCUGGCCGCCGGUUUCGACCUCUUCCGAACCACCGACGACAGGGACGACGAGAGCUCCUUCGAGGAGGAACGCCUCGGCGGGUCGGUCCGCGCGGGCUUCAAUCUCACCGAAGAAAUCCGCAACGUGGUGCGUUACACCAUCGAGAACCGCGACAUCACCGACGUCGGCAGCGACGCCUCCUUGCUGGUUCGCUCCGAAGAAGGUGAGACCUUGCGCUCCGGCGUCAGCAACGAACUCAUCUACGACACCAGGGACUCUCGCUUUGAUCCCCGUGACGGCGUGAUCGGACGCCUGAGGACGGAGGUCACCGGCCUCGGCGGCGACGUGAGCUUCCUCAAAGCCUCGGUCAACAGCGGCUACUACUACACGAUCUUCGAGGACUACACGGCCAGUCUGCGCGGAUCUGCGGGGACCAUCUUCGGCAUCGGCGAAGACACGCGCAUCUCCGAUCGCUUUUUCCGCGGCGGCGGCAAUCCGCGCGGCUUCGAAUUCGGCGGCAUCGGGCCGCGUGAUGAACGUACCGGCGACUCGCUGGGCGCCAAGCACUUCUACACAGGGACGGUAGAGGUCGCUUUCCCGAUCUCCCUACCUUUCGAUUUGGAUGUUCGCGGACGACUCUUUACCGAUGUCGGGGCUGCCUGGGAUCUGGACGAGGACGGCAACCUGGAUGUCGAUGUGGAAGAUUCUUCGUCGCCCAGGGUCACGGUCGGCACGGGUGUCUCGUGGAACUCGCCCUUCGGGCCGGUUGUCGUGGACCUGGGCUUCGCAGUGGUCAAGGUUGAGCGGGCACCGCUCAUCGGGGUCAUCGAUGUUCAGGCCGUGCUUCGCGAGUCGGUCGCGGUGAAGACCCUGGCUCAGCGCGUCGAGACCGCACGGGUCGCAGCUCAACAAGCCAUGCAGGACAGGGAAGUGGCGCUGCGCGAGGCAGACCUUGAUCUGGCACAGCGCAGAUCCAGCUUGUCUGCCGAGGAUUAUCGCCAGGAGCGCAGCAGCCUUGAAGCGGAGGGCGUGGCGCUUCAGCGGGAGAUGCAGGCCGAACGGCGGCGCCUCGACCAACUCUUCAGCCAAGGCAUGGCGCAGGUUCAACAGGUGCUUCAGUCGAUCUCCCAGGAGAUAGCGAUCGAACGUGAUCUGGACCUGGUUCUUGCGAAGACCACCGUCAUCAUCGUGAAGUCCGAGUUCGAUCUGACGGAGGAGGCGCUGCGGCGGUUGAACAGCCGCCUGACCGAUGUUUCCUCGGGCACGGCAGGGCCUCUCAGCCUUUCGAAGCUGGCUGCUUUGGCGGAAGCAGAGCUGCAGACCGGCAGUGAUCCGGAAUCCACGUUCCAGGACGUGGCCCCCCUUGAUCGGGCCGGCCCACAGGAUGUCAGCUUUCUCGACAACCGGCGCUACGUCGAGCAGUUCGAGCAGAGCGAGGCCGGGGCCUGCAUUCUGGACCCGGAGUUUGCCGGACGGGCGCCCAAAGGAAUGGCGCUGAUCCUGACCAAGCGGCCUUAUCGAGGCUAUGCCAAGGUCGCCCAGGCGUUCUACCCGGCCCGGAUGCCGGUGGCGGGUGUUCAUCCAAGCGCUGUCGUCGACGAAAGCGCCAGCCUGGGCGAGGACAGCGAGAUCGGUCCGGGAGUGGUGGUGGGCCCCGGGGCCAAGAUCGGCCGCGCCUGCCGUCUGGGGGCCAACACCGUUGUCGGCCAAGGCGUCGAAAUCGGCGACGGGACCGUUGUCGGACCCAACGUCUCAUUGGAAUUCUGCGUCGUCGGACGGGCCUGCCAGAUUCAUGCCGGUGCCAGGCUCGGGACCCGGGGCUUCGGCUUUUCCAUGGACCCAGAGGGCUUCGUCGACGUGCCCCAGCUCGGGCGGGUCAUCGUGGAAGACGGCGUCGAGAUCGGCGCCAAUUCGACCAUCGAUCGCGGGGCCGGGCCGGACACCGUAAUCGGCGCCGGGGCAAAGAUUGAUAAUCUUGUACAGAUCGGGCACAACGUGCGCAUCGGCAAAGGCUGCGUGCUUGUGGCGCAGUCCGGCGUGGCCGGCAGCUCCGUUCUGCAGGACUUUGUGGCGGUUGCGGCACAAGCGGGAGUAUCCGGCCAUCUGAAGGUCGGCGCGGGCGCCAGAAUCGGUGCGAAGUCGGGCGUCAUGCGUGACAUUCCUGGAGGUAUGACCGUGUUGGGCAGCCCGGCCCGGCCGGCCCGGGAGUUCUUUCGGCUGUGCGCGCUAUGGGAUCGCCAGCUGAAGGACAUCAUGGGGCUGCUUCCGCACCGCUAUCCGUUCUUGAUGAUUGACCGGGUGGAAGACAUCGUACCCAACGAGUCAGCGACCGGCGUGAAGAACGUCACGAUCAACGAACCGUUUUUCCUCGGCCAUUUCCCGGAACGGGCCGUGAUGCCCGGUGUCCUCAUCGUCGAGGCCAUGGCCCAGACCGCCGCCGCUCUGGUGAUGUUCACCCUCGGCGAGGACGCUCACGGCAAGCCUGUCUACUUCAUGACCGUGGACGAUGCGCGCUUCCGCAAGCCUGUGGUUCCCGGCGACGUCCUCCACAUUCAUGUCACGAGUCAAUGGAACCCUGGUCGCGAGUGCAAGCUACUCCGCGAUGAUCAUGGAUUACUGAUGCCGGACAUCCACCCCACAGCGAUUGUCGAACCCGGCGCCAAGAUCGGUGACGGAUGUCUGAUCGGGCCUUACUGCAUCAUCGGGCCGCACGUGGUUCUUGGCGAGGAGAUCAAGCUCCACAGCCAUGUCGUGAUCGACGGGCAUACGACAAUCGGCGCCCGCACGCAGAUCCUGCCGUUCAGUUCGAUCGGUCAAACCCCGCAGGACCUCAAGUACCGCGGCGAGCCUUCGGAACUGCGGAUCGGCACCGACAACAUCAUCCGUGAGCAUGUCACGAUGAACAUCGGCACAGAGGGCGGCGGCAUGGUGACCCGUGUCGGCAGUCACGGCCUCUUCAUGCCGGGAUCUCACGUCGCCCACGACUGCAAGAUCGGCGACAACGUGAUCAUGGCGAACAACUGCACCCUGGCCGGUCAUGUCACGAUCGAGGACAACGUGAUCCUUGGCGGGCUCACCGGCGUGCAGCAGUUCGUCCGCGUCGGCCGCAAUGCCAUCCUCGGCGCGAUGGUCGGCACGAAGCAUGACGUCAUUCCCUAUGGCAUCGUCAUGGCCCGCCCGACCCGUUUGGAUGGGCUGAACCUGAUCGGGCUCAAGCGCGCGGGCAUCGCCAGCGAUGAGAUCCAGAAGCUCCUGAAAGUCUACGACCGGCUUUUCGGAGAGGAGGGCGGCACGCUGACAGAGCGCAUGGAUGGCAUCGAGGACGAUUUCGGGGAGCUGGACACCGUGCGCAACCUGCUGACCUUCCUGCGGGUCGAAACGGGCCGGCUGAUGACGGGGCCGCUGGGCAUUGUUGCUGGCGGCGGACACCUUCCCCGCCGGCUUAUCGAGCAUUGCCGGUCGCAGGGCCGCGGCACUUUCGUGGUUGCCAUCGAAGGCAACACCGAGCCGUCCACGGUGGAAGGCGUCGAGCACCUCUGGGUCAAGCUCGGCCAGACCAAGCGCGCCAUGGACGCGCUGCGAACCGCCGGCGUGGCCGAACUCGUUCUGAUCGGCCCCGUCAAGCGCCCUUCGUUGUCCGAGCUGCGCCCCGACGGCUACACCUUGAAGGCUCUGACCAAGCUGAAGUUCAACAGCCUGGGCGAUGACGGCCUCCUGGGAGCGCUCGUCAAGGCGCUGGAGCAGGAAGGCUUCGUCGUCCGUGGCGUCGACGAACUGAUGGGCGAUCUGCUGGCCUUCAAAGGGCCUUAUGGGCGGCUUCUGCCCGAUGCCCAGGCCGAGGCCGACAUCGCGCGCGGAGUUGCCGUCUUGCAGGCGAUGGGGGCCGCUGAUGUUGGGCAGGCGACGGUGAUCCAGGAUGGCAUGGUUCUGGGUGUCGAGGCUAUCGAGGGGACCGAUGCUCUGCUGGAGCGCUGCGGACCGCUGCAGAGGAACGGUUUGGGCGGCGUUCUGGUCAAACUCAGCAAACCCGGACAGGAGCGACGGGCGGAUCUUCCGACGGUCGGGGUAAGAACGGUCGAGGGCGCCGCCGCGGCCGGUCUUCGCGGGAUCGCAAUCGAGGGCAGGGCUGUUCCUGAUCGGAAUCGAACGGCCGGCAUGACUGCGACGGACGUGGAGGGAGAAGUCGCUCAGGAAUCAGGGCCGCUGAUCUUCGUGAUUGCCGGCGAACCCUCGGGAGAUGUUCUGGGCGCACGCCUGAUGGCAGCCCUGAAAGCCGAACGGCGCGGGGCGGUGCGCUUUGCCGGUAUCGGCGGGGAGGAGAUGACACGCGAAGGCCUGCGGAGCCUUUUUCCUAUCCAGGAAUUCGCAGUCAUGGGUUUCCUCGAGGUGCUGCCCCAUGUCUUUCACAUCAUCAGGCGUAUCCGCCAGACCGCUGCCGCGGUUCGGGCGCAGCACCCUGACAUCGUCGUGACCAUCGACUCGCCGUCCUUCACCCUGGAGGUCCAGCAGCGCUUGAAGGACGCAGGGAUGCCGUUGGUCCACUACGUCGCCCCCCAGGUCUGGGCUUGGAAGGCCAAGCGCGCCAAGCGCAUGGCACGCUACCUCGAUGCCGUGCUGGCGCUUCUCCCGUUUGAACCGCCGCUUUUCGAAGCCCAUGGCCUGCGCGCACGCUUUGUCGGCCAUUCCGCCGUCGAGGACGCGGCCGGGGAGGAGGCUCGCUUGGCCGACCGGCCCUCGCCGUCAGGCGAGGGGCCGCUGCUGGCCGUGCUGCCGGGCAGCCGCAAGGGGGAGGUGCGCAAGCUGCUGCCGGUGUUUGAAGCGACGGUCGCGGCCCUCGCCCGCAAGCACCCGGGUUUGCGGGUCGUGAUCCCCACGGUGGAGACGGUAGAUGCAGCCGUGCGUGAGGCGACCGCAUCCUGGCCGGUUCCCGUGGAGGUGACGCGGGGCGUGACCGCAAAGCGCCGGGCUUUUGCCCGGGCCCAGGCGGCUAUCGCGGCCUCCGGCACCGUGGCUCUUGAACUGGCUGUAGCCGCGGUGCCCACCGUCAUUGCCUACCGCCUGGGCGGAUUCACGGGCUUGCUGCCGUUCAGCUGGCUGAACGUUCCCUAUGCCAGCCUGGUCAACAUUCUUGCCGGGCGCAUGGUGCAGCCCGAGCUUCUGCAGCGCGACUGCAGGCCCGAGAAGAUUCUCGGGCCGAUCGACCGCCUCCUGAGCGACCCCGCCGCGCGCUUGGCCCAGCGCGAAGCCUAUCUGGAAGUGAUCCGGGCGCUUCAACCUGCCUCCGGCGAAAGCCCCAGCCGCUGCGCCGCCCGCGCGGUGCUGAGCCUGUUGGCGGACAAGGAGAAGGGCGCCUAG
Messenger RNA from Symbiodinium sp. CCMP2456, 12666 nucleotides. Lineage: Eukaryota; Dinophyceae; Suessiales; Symbiodiniaceae. The record is from the annotation of a GenBank genome assembly.